Messenger RNA from Portunus trituberculatus (swimming crab), 1615 nucleotides. RefSeq names its product sodium/potassium-transporting ATPase subunit beta-1-interacting protein 1-like (gene NKAIN). Bases 906 to 1604 code for a protein of 232 amino acids. The transcript has 6 exons. Lineage: Eukaryota; Metazoa; Arthropoda; Malacostraca; Decapoda; Portunidae. The record is from RefSeq and is a predicted model, not a curated record. Gene Ontology annotation, biological process: regulation of sodium ion transport.
AAAAGUAAUGAACCUCCUUAAUGUGCAUUAAGACUUAUUAUAUAAAUAUAUAUGGAAAGAGAAAAUGUCAACACCCACCACCAUCGUCAUCACCCCUUGUUGUCGUGAUCAGCUGGCGCGAUGAUGCCUGCACACUGCACAACGCCGCGCUAUUCUCUACACGAGUGCACCAUCUGUGUACCAUCAUGCACAUUUGUGAACGUGUUCCCAUCCACAAAAUACGUAUCUCAUAUCAGCACUAACAUCGCGGAUCUGAAUUCAGUCAUGGGACAAUCAAUUCAUGGCGGCGGGCUCUCUGUAUGUCAGGACCAGCUUACCCCACCAAUUUGUUCUACAACACUUUGUUCUUACUUUGAGUCUUGUUGAGCAGAUCCCACGCCACCGACGUCCUCUGCAAAACUUACACAUUUUAUUUUUCAUUGCUUAUUUCCAUGCAUCACGAUUGACUGUUUUCAAGUGCGACGGAGAUAACCAGCCGGGUUCUCGUGGGUGUUUUCUGCCGAUGAUGUGAAUGCUCAUUAUUGAUAAUCUUACCACUGGAAUCGUGGAAAUACUAUUAAAACGCCCAGUAAUUUCCAUAAGAGUAUAUUUAAAGCAGGUGAGAUGAGGCACUAAAGUGUUGGAGAAUACGACUCUUGCUCAGAAAAGGAAAACGUCACGUAAGUUCACUUAGUACAGUACCGGCAGCGAUCGCUUGGUCCCGCUGCGUAGCUUAUACUACGUACUGUUCAUUGUCGCUAGAGGCACAGGCCCCUCGCACGCGGCCGAGUUGAAAGGGCAAGCCAUGGUUCCUGUCACCAUCGGGUGCCUAACUGGUGGUGUCCAGUGUGUGGCGGAGGCUCCGACAUUGUUAUGGUGACUCGAUCUCAACAGCAGAGAGACAAGUGUUUGACUUCCUGGGUUACAUGUGGCUGCCCAUCAUUGCCAACUUCUUCAACUUCAUCCUUGUGAUAUUUGGCUUCUUUGGCGCCUACCAGUACAAAACUAAAUAUGUAAUAAUUUACUUGGCAUGGGAGUUGGUGUGGCUUGGAUGGAAUGUGUUUGUGAUCUGCUUCUACCUCAACGUGGGGGUCCUGGAGAACAGCCGAGACUGGCUCAACUUUGGGACCGGCAGUGCAUCCUGGUGGGAGGUAAAUGGCUUUGGUUGCCGAGCAGUGUAUCCCACCAACUUGACCACCCUGGAUCCACUGCGGCCGAUGCGUCCGCUGCGUGUCCAUGACUGUCUGGUGGACUACCAGUACGUUGAGACCAUCCAUGCCGGUGUGCAGUGUGGCUUUGCUGUUCUGGGCCUCUUUGCAGCCAUUUACCUGAUCAAAGUUUUUGCAGAGGAGGAUGACAGCUUCGACUUUAUUGGCGGGUUUGAGCAGGGCGUGACUGGUAACAUGGCUGUUCAGCCCACGUAUGCCAGGUAUUACUGCCUCUCUGGGGUGCCCGUGUGCCCGGCAGGGUGCCCCUGCCCGGGGGCCCCUGUCCUGCAUGGCUCCCUCCUCCUUCACCACCACCAUUACCAGCCUCCCUCCCCCUCCACUGGGUCCUCACCAGCUUGUGCCACACACACACAUGGGUCCCGGCCACCCGGGGCCCCUUGCUGUGCACUCAAGUAAUGGUGCUGAGA